AAGCUUUCAACUUUCAACUGUAUACAAAUAAAAUAACGCCAACUUAGGGACAGCAUCCCUUUCGUUAUUAAUCUCGAAUAUAGGUACUCGGUCGCAUAUAGUCCUUCAAACCAUAUCAUUAAAGUAUUUCAACAAAAACAAUAUUUCUCAGUUUGUUUGUCAGUUUGAUCUCGCUUCAGACCAGGCGACAUGACAGGGCGACGCGAUUUCCUGAGCCAGCCGGCGCCCGAGAACUAUGUCGCAGGUUUAGGACGUGGUGCCACGGGUUUUACUACGCGCUCAGAUUUAGGACCAGCCAGAGAAGGUCCUUCAGAAGACCAAAUCAAGGAAGCUCUCGCAAAACGUGCGGCGCAACUAGGAUUUGGCGACGCCGCAGGUAAAAAGGACGAAGAAGACGACAAUGACGAUCGAUACCAAGAUCCAGAUAACGAGGUUGGCCUCUUUGCCGGUGGAGUCUAUGAUAAAGAUGACGAUGAGGCGGACAGGAUAUACCGAGAAAUAGAUGAGAAGAUGGAUAAAAGACGGAGAGCGAGAAGGGAAGCCCGCGAAAAGGCAGAACGAGAAGAGUACGAGCGCAAAAACCCAAAGAUCCAACAGCAAUUCGCCGACCUGAAGAGAGGACUGGAAAGCGUCACCGAAGAAGAAUGGGCAGCAUUACCUGAAGUUGGAGAUCUUACGGGAAAAAAUAGGCGGAGCAAGCAAGCGAGACAGCAACGCUUCUACGCCGUACCAGAUAGUGUGUUAGCCGCCGCGGGGAGCGCCGGUGAACUUGGGACCACCAUAGUUGAGGACGGUGCGGCAUCGACGACUGGCGGUUCAAGUAAUCAGGACGGAACAAUGACAAAUUUUGCCAAGAUUGGACAGGCCAGAGACAAAGUUCUUCAGGUCAGGCUUGACCAAGCCUCUCAAAGCGGAAGUGCUACAAGUGUCGAUCCCAAAGGCUACUUGACGAGUCUAGCAAAAUCCCAACUCCCAGAAAGCGCAGCUCAGGUGGGCGACAUCAACAGAGUCAGGGAACUGCUCGAAUCCGUCAUCAAGACUAACCCAAAUAAUGGUCCUGGUUGGAUUGCCGCUGCUCGUCUUGAGGAACUGGCUGGUAAAAUUGUAGCAGCGCGAAACGUUAUCGCGCGAGGUUGCGAACACUGCCCUAAGAAUGAGGAUGUCUGGCUCGAAAGCAUCCGACUUAAUGAAGGCCGAAAUGCCAAGAUCAUCGCAGCACAAGCCAUCCACAAAAAUAAUCGCUCGGUGCGGUUAUGGGUUGAGGCGAUGAAAUUAGAAGACGAUACGAGGUCGAAAAAACGAGUUAUAAGACACGCUUUAGACCAUAUUCCUGAAUCAGAGGCUCUGUGGAAGGAAGCUGUUAACCUGGAGGAAGACCCGGGUGAUGCUAGACUACUUCUAGCGAAAGCUACAGAACUUAUCCCAUUAUCCGUGGACCUAUGGCUGGCUUUGGCUAGGCUUGAGACUCCCGAGAACGCUCAGAAGGUGCUGAACAAGGCUCGUAAACAUUGUCCGACAUCUCACGAGAUUUGGAUUGCUGCCGCAAGAUUGCAGGAGCAGCUAGGACAAGGAGAAAAGGUCAAUGUCAUGAAGCGUGCCGCGCAAGUUCUCGUCAAGGAGUCCGCGAUGCCGAAGCGAGAGGAAUGGAUAGCAGAGGCAGAAAAGUGCGAACAGGAGGGUGCCAUAAUCACAUGUGGUGCGAUCAUCCGGGAAACGCUCGGUUAUGGCCUCGAUGAAGAUGACGACCGCAAAGAUACUUGGUUAGAUGAUGCGCGUGGGAGCAUCAAUCGGGGCAUGUAUGAAACGGCUCGAGCUAUAUACGCCUAUGCUCUUCGAGUAUUCCCUACGAGCAAAACGAUCUGGCUGGCUGCUGCGGAUCUCGAAAGAAAUCACGGUUCGAAAGAAGAUCUAUGGCAAGUUCUCGAGAAGGCUGUCAAUGCUGUGCCUCGCAGCGAAGUAUUAUGGAUGAUGCUUGCCAAGGAGAAAUGGCAAGCUGGAGAGAUUGACAAUGCACGUCGCGUUCUGGCCAGAGCGUUCCAGCAGAACCCGAACAACGAGGAUAUCUGGUUGGCAGCAGUUAAGCUUGAGGCCGAGAACGGCCAUAUCGAACAAGCACGAGGUUUACUAAAGACAGCCCGACAGGAGGCUCCAACCGAUCGUGUCUGGAUGAAGAGUGCUGCCUUUGAACGGCAGCUGGAUGAUCUUGACGCAGCACUGGAUCUUGUCCAGCAAGCGCUCAAUUUGUUCCCUGCAUCAGCCAAGCUCUGGAUGAUGAAGGGUCAGAUUUACGAAGAUUUAGGUCAACAACUACAAGCCCGCGAAGCUUACAGCACAGGUGUUAAAGCAGUACCGAAAUCGGUUCCGCUGUGGCUACUCUACUCCCGCCUAGAAGAGAAGCUUGGCCAGUUACCCAAGGCCCGCUCGGUCCUAGAUCGUGCACGCCUUGCCGUGCCCAAAUCCGCCGAGUUAUGGUGCGAGUCGGUGCGUGUGGAGAGGCGGGCACAAAAUACGAAGCAGGCCGAGUCGUUAAUGGAGCGUGCUCUUCGUGACGUGCCCAAGGCGGACCAAGGUAUCCUAUGGAGCGAGAAGAUAUGGCACCUAACGACGCGGCCGCAGCGCAAACCCCGUGCUUUAGAGGCGAUCAAGGAAGUGGAUAACGACCCAACCUUGCUAGUAGCUGUGGCGCGCAUCUUCUGGGGCGAGCGACGGCUCGAGAAGGCGCAGAACUGGUUCGAGAAAGCGCUGGUUCGAGACUCGGACCUGGGCGAUAGCUGGGCGUGGUAUUACAAGUUCUUGCUCGAACACGGGACGCAAGAGAAGCGCGAAGAGGUCGUCAGCAAAUGUGUUAGCGUGGAGCCCCGGCACGGCGAGGUUUGGCAGGCUAUAGCGAAGAACCCGAAGAAUGCGCGCAAGAGUGUUGAGGAGAUAUUGAAACUUGUGGCUGCUGAGUUGCAUUAGAGAGGGGGGGUUUAAUUCCCUUUGCUACCUACAUACCUUGGGACGUAUUUAACUUAGGAUCUGUAUUCGAAGGAUUAGUCGUUAAUCUAAUGACCUGAGCAGCUUGGAGUGAACUUUGUUAAUCGUGUAUAACCUCGUUUACUUGUAAGUGAUAAGACGUAAAUUUGCAGGUACAAUGCGUUACCAAAAGUCAACACUUUCAACGUCCGAUUUGUAUUUGAAAGAAAAUUGCAAGGGGGUUAUAUAUGUAAAGUCAUAGGAGGC
Daldinia caldariorum is the source of this 3222-nucleotide messenger RNA. RefSeq names its product pre-mRNA splicing factor. Gene Ontology annotation, cellular component: catalytic step 2 spliceosome; U4/U6 x U5 tri-snRNP complex. The transcript has 2 exons. Bases 190 to 2958 code for a protein of 922 amino acids. Gene Ontology annotation, biological process: spliceosomal tri-snRNP complex assembly; mRNA splicing, via spliceosome. Lineage: Eukaryota; Fungi; Ascomycota; Sordariomycetes; Xylariales; Hypoxylaceae. Gene Ontology annotation, molecular function: protein binding. The record is from RefSeq and is a predicted model, not a curated record.